This is a messenger RNA of Gymnodraco acuticeps, 1011 nucleotides long. It is a transcript of the gene tmtops3a, whose product is annotated as teleost multiple tissue opsin 3a. Lineage: Eukaryota; Metazoa; Chordata; Actinopteri; Perciformes; Bathydraconidae. The record is from RefSeq and is a predicted model, not a curated record. The coding region runs from base 1 to 1011 and encodes 336 amino acids. Gene Ontology annotation, molecular function: G protein-coupled receptor activity. Gene Ontology annotation, cellular component: membrane; photoreceptor outer segment. Gene Ontology annotation, biological process: G protein-coupled receptor signaling pathway; visual perception. The transcript is spliced from 4 exons.
AUGGUCGUCGACACACGCGGUUGUAACUUCAGCACCACAGACAGUUCCGCGUGCGGCUCCAGCCUGGGCGGGCUGAGCCGGACCGGCCACACGGUGGUGGCAGUAUGCCUCGGAUUCAUCUUGGUGACGGGAAUCCUCAACAAUGGCCUCUCUCUUCUUAUCUUUGCAAAAUUUCGCUGCCUUUGGACGCCAAUCAAUGUCAUCCUGUUGAACAUCAGUCUGAGCGACGUUCUCGUGUGUGUUUUCGGCACACCGCUCAGUUUCGCUGCGAGUGUGCACGGGAGAUGGCUCAUUGGAGAGUCCGGCUGCAAGUGGUACGGGUUCGCAAAUUCCCUCUUUGGGAUUGUGUCCCUGGUGUCCUUGUCUGUUCUCUCCUAUGAGCGCUACACCGCCGUGCUGCUUUCCUCCCGGGUCGACAUCUCAGACUUCAGGAAGUGCUGGCUCUGUGUGGGGGGCUCCUGGCUCUACUCUCUGCUCUGGACCCUGCCACCCCUCCUGGGUUGGAGCAGCUAUGGGCCCGAGGGACCUGGGACUACAUGCUCUGUCCAGUGGCACCUCCGUUCACCCAGCAGCGUCUCAUACGUGUUGUGUCUCUUCAUCUUCUGCCUGCUGCUGCCCCUUCUGGUGAUGAUCUACUCUUAUGGCAGGAUCCUGGUGGAAAUCAGGAGGGUGGGUAAAAUCAAUCUGCUGGCAGCCCAUCGCAGAGAGCAGCACAUUAUGGCGAUGGUGUUAUCCAUGGUGUCCUGCUACAUGCUGUGCUGGAUGCCCUAUGGCAUCAUGGCGUUGGUGGCCACCUUUGGGAGGUCGGGGCUGGUGACCCCCGUGGUCAGCGUGGUGCCCUCCGUCCUGGCCAAGUUCAGCACCGUCAUCAACCCCAUCAUCUACGUAUUCUUCAACAACCAGUUUUAUAGAUGCUUCGUGGCCUUCAUGAAGUGCAGCGGAGAACCCCAGCGUCAGAUCCUCAGCCGGCACAAUGACCGACACACUCUCGUUGUCCACUACACUCCAUAG